Molecule: messenger RNA, 4495 nt
Organism: Morone saxatilis (striped sea-bass)
Lineage: Eukaryota; Metazoa; Chordata; Actinopteri; Moronidae
Gene: atp13a2
Product: ATPase cation transporting 13A2
Biological process (GO): intracellular calcium ion homeostasis; regulation of autophagosome size; regulation of mitochondrion organization
Cellular component (GO): membrane
Molecular function (GO): ATPase-coupled monoatomic cation transmembrane transporter activity; ATP hydrolysis activity; ATP binding
Source: RefSeq, a predicted model, not a curated record
UGCAGAUAAGAGAUGUUUUGAAAGCAGCCUGUGUGUGCGGUUAGCAGACAGCCUGUCAGUGAGGUUGGGGCAGUGUGAAAGGAGGCAAUGUGGACGCUGGCAUCGUGACCAGAGCAUGGACAGACGUGGUAGUGUGGUGGAGCCGCAGAGCGGACUCCCCUCACCCAGUCCACGAGACCCCCUGCUCAGUCCUGACUCACACAUGGAUGUUCAGGGUUAUAAGUGGGUGCGCUGGCGGGUGUGGUUAUGUCGUCUGGCUGCCGUGCUGUCCUUGGGUCUCCUCCUGAUUAUGUUUCACUGGCGCCCACGGCUUGCUGUCCUUGCACGCUGCUGCUCCUGCCCUCUGGCUUUGGCAGAUAUUCUGCUAAUAAGGGACAGUUUUGGCAAGCAGCAUGUGGUGGAGGUCCUCACAGAGGAGAUGGAGGAGGGCAGUUUGGACUUGUUGGGAGAGCUGGAGGACACUGAAUGGAGAGAUACAGUACAGCUGUACAAGGAGGAGAAAACGCUGCUGCGCUACUACCUGUUUGAAGGAUUACGCUACAUUUGGAUAGACAGGAAAGGAACUUUCUGUCGUGUUAGUGUCCUCAAUGAGGACUGGACCUGCAAGGACCUGUAUGGCUUCCAAAAGGGCCUGAGUCACCUGGAGCAGAACUUGAGGAAACGUGUGUAUGGGCCCAACCUUAUUGAUGUGCCUGUGAAGCCUUACAUGAAACUGCUGUUUGAGGAGGUCCUCAACCCAUUCUAUGUGUUCCAGUUGUUCAGCAUCACCCUGUGGAUGAUUGAUCACUAUUUUGUUUACGCCAUAUGUAUACUCAUUAUCUCAAUUCUUUCCAUCUGCAUCUCACUUUACGAGAUCCGCAAGCAAAGCAUCACUAUUCGCAACAUGGCCCGGUUUGUCACAAAUGUCACAGUACGGAGAAACUCAGGAGAAUGAGAGCAUGCUCACAGGAGAAAGUGUCCCAGUGCUGAAAACCCCACUGCCAGCUGGGGAGAGGACGUACAGCUCAGAGACAGAGCGCAGACACACCCUCUUCUGCGGUACCCAGCUCAUUCAGGCCAAAGGAGGAGGGCAGGAAGGCAGCGGUGCCAUUGCUGUGGUCACAAGUACCGGGUUUUUCACAGCCAAAGGUAACCUGGUCAGCUCCAUAUUGUACCCUCAGCCGACUAACUUCCGCUUCUACCGAGAUUCUGCCAAGUUCCUGCUUGUCCUGAGUUUUGUUGCUUUAUUUGGCACUGUUUACAGCUUUGUGGUCCUCUUCACAUCCAAUGCGACUUGGCUGGAAUUGGUGAUUAGGAGCCUGGAUAUUGUGACUAUCGCAGUGCCCCCUGCCCUGCCUGCUGCCAUCACCACUGGCACUAUCUACGCCCAGCACAGGCUGAAGAAACAGGGCGUUUUCUGCAUCAGUCCACCACGCAUCAACAUCAGUGGCAAGGUCUCAGUCUUCUGCUUUGACAAGACAGGAACUCUUACAGAGGACGGUCUGGAUGUGUGGGGAGUGAUGGAGGGGGGGCCUUCUGGUUUCUCUGAGCUGGUCCCAGAGCCCAGACUCCUGCCCACAGGGCACAUGCUCUCAGGUCUGGCAUGCUGUCACACUGUGACUCUGUUGCGAGGUGAGCCCCUUGGAGACCCUCUGGAGCUCAAGAUGGUCGAAUCCACCGGUUGGACACUCCAGGAGCCGGAGGGAGAUGGAAAGGUGCUGGAUGCGGAGUUUGGAGGCCACAGAGUUUUGGCUGUUAUGAGACCUCCUACUCAACAGCUCUCAGCUCAAGGACCUUCCACAAGGGAGGCGGUGGCCAUUGUUCAGAGGUUUCCCUUCUCAUCGGCCCUGCAGAGGAUGAGUGUGGUGACGGUUGCCCGGGGGGGACACUCAGCUCUUGCUUUCAUCAAAGGAUCCCCAGAGAUGGUAGCUAGCCUCUGCCGAGCAGAAACUGUGCCGGAGCAGUUCUCCAGCAAGCUGCGUAACUUCUCCAGUGAAGGCCUCAGGGUUCUUGCACUCGCCUAUAAACCAUUAGACAGGAGCACUGACUUUAGGAGCAUUGAACGAGGGGAGGUAGAGAAAGACAUGCAGUUCCUGGGCUUGCUGAUGAUGAAGAACCUGGUGAAGCCAGAGAGUGCCAAGGUUAUUAACGUCCUGAGACUGGCAAACCUUCGCAGCGUCAUGGUCACUGGAGACAACAUUUUAACAGCAGUCAAUGUAGCAAAAAGCUGUGGGAUGGUGGGGUCUGAUGAGAAGGUGAUAUUCGUCAAUGCAACCCCCCACACUGCCCAGUCCAUGCCCACCCUCAGGUUCACCCUGGAAGACGGAGGGACCACUAACGCCCAAAGCUCUGUAGAAGUCAUCACUCAGGGCCUGUACCAGGGUGGAUAUGGCUAUCACUUGGCUAUUAGUGGCAAGUCCUAUGCUGCCCUCUGUGACCACUUCCCCGAGUACCUGCCAAAGGUUUUGUUGCGAACCACAGUAUUUGCACGCAUGGGUCCUGACCAGAAAACCCAGCUGGUGAAGGAGCUGCAGAAACUAAACUACCGGGUUGGCAUGUGCGGGGACGGGGCCAAUGACUGCGGGGCCCUGAGAGCUGCUGAUGUCGGGGUUUCCUUGUCUGAAGCCGAGGCUUCAGUCGCUUCACCUUUCACUUCCAAGACUGACAACAUCAGCUGUGUGCCGCUGCUCAUCAGAGAGGGUCGAUGCUCUCUGGUCACCUCCUUCAGUCUCUUCAAAUACAUGGCCCUGUACAGCCUCAUUCAGUUGUGCGCCGUCCUCAUCCUCUACACAGUGAAGACGACCAUGGCGGACCUGCAGUUCCUGGUCUGUGACAUUUUUGUGGUAACUGCGCUGGCCAUCGUGAUGGGGAGAGGAGGCCCCAGUGAGGAGCUGCACCCCCGCAGACCCUCAGCCAGUCUGCUGGCCCUGCCUGUGCUGGGCAGCCUCUUCAUUAACACCUGUAUGAUCAUCCUGGGCCAGUUGUCUGCACUCUUCAUCACCACCUCACAGGACUGGUAUAUUCCACUCAAUUCCACCGUGUAUGGAACAUCCAAUCUGCCCAACAUGGAGGACACCAGUGUGUUUCUCUUGUCAGGUUUCCAGUACAUCAUCAUGGCUGUGGUGGUCACCAAAGGCUACCCUCACAAGAAACCGCUCUACUACAAUGUGAUUUUCCUCUGUAUACUGUGUGUCCUCUUUGCCAUGAUGACGUGGCUGAUGGUGUAUCCUGGGUCUAUUGUUUGCCAAUACCUUCAACUGUACGACUUCUCCGAUAUGAAUUUCAAAAUGCUGCUCGUCGCUGUGGCUGCUCUCAACUUCCUCCUUUGUUUCGUUGUGGAGGUGCUGAUAGAUUUGGGUAUCCUGAACUGUCUCCGGUUGCUGCGUGGGAAGCGUCAGUCAAAGAAACAAUAUAAACGUCUGAACAUCGUUCUGUCUAACUCCCCAUCAUGGCCGCCUCUUAAUCAAUCACUGUCUCCCACAAGCCAGGUCAUCAGCAUUAGCUAGCAUCUGCUUGCCCCUGUGUCGGACCCCGUCAGUCACCCAGGCCAAACUAUGCUGUCGGAUGUCUGAGCUGCAUCCCCAACUUGACCAACAAUGCAAACUCAUGUUUACCUGUAUAAAUAAAAACUAUUUUUAUGUAAACUAGUGUGUUUUCUAUCAAGUUAUGGUGAUUUAAUAGCGUGGUCCUGGUGGGUUUGCAUGUUUUAGCAAGGUAAAGGGUCAGUUUAGCCAGACCUCUCAUAUCUGACCAUGCAGUCUUCGUCUUAUAUUUGCAGGUUUUGAGAUUUUCGGCCAAAUACGGUGGAAGUGAACGGAAUUUCAUUAGCAGAGUUCAAACUUUUGAAAAAUGACAUCUGAAAUAUUCAACAGUACACAACUAUUUCCAUACAGACCUGUUACUCUGGAUACAUCUCACUGUGAUUCAUUAGAGCUACUUUCAGUGUUCCUCUUGAGUCUGAAUGCUACUUUGGACAUAAGCUCCUGCCACUCUAAUGUAAAGUAAUGAACAUGCAUCACAAAACCUUUUUUGCAAAUCAUUUUAUUAAAUCAGUAUUUACAGGCAGUUUGUGUUCUCACUCAGAGCUUAGCGGAACCCGUCGAUCUCCUGCUCCGCAGCUAGAUUUCCUGAACUAAAACCUCUUACCAGUAUUGUGAAUUCUCCCUCAGAUAUAUUCAGUUUCUUGAACUACAGUAAUAAGAUUACCAGGAAGUAAAGAUGUGAUACAGGAGGCACAAGCUGAAUUCAACCAUUACAAUAAUUUCUCUAUUGAUGAUGUGCACCACUGAAUAUGGCUUUAUUGAGAACUCUUCUCUGUUUGAACAAAUAAAAGGUGAAAAACCAAUAACAUCUACUGGGCACAAUGGUUGUGCUGAGCCAGGUAAUUACUACCCCUCUGGUUCACAUACAGCCGCGUCUCCACGUUCCAUUUCAGCAGUGGACCAUCAAUUACUGAACAAUCACACGGGGGUGAUGUUACGGUUUCGUUCGUGACCCAGAUGCAAGCAGUCAAAAA